GGACUCUUCAUUUUCUCUAGUUCUUUUGCAAAAACUGUGAAAUGUGUGUGUAGCAAUUGUACAGAAAAUUUUUUUCACAAGAAAUUCGUAAUAAUUAAUUUGCUUUCGUUAAUGUAUAAAAAAGAAAUAUUACUCGAUCAAGAAAAGUUAACAAUAUGAUCUUAAAAAAUAAAGUGAAAAAUAGUUGAAAUUAAGAGAAUAAAGAAACAGAAAAGUUGAUAAAUUAAGCAAGGAGUUGCUUGCACGCCAUUCAGUGACGACACGAAGAAGACAAGCUGACAGACAGACAGACGGUUGGACAGGCAGACAGACAAAAAAGGUAGUCAAACGGACGGACGGACGUGUAUCGGAGAAUUCGCUCAGAAAAGCAGAACGAAAAAAAAUCAUUCUCUGCAGACAUACUUUUAAAGCCAGACACAUCGGUUAUCGUUUGGCUUGUUUUCUUUGUGUGAAUAAAAAUAUAAGAAAAAAGAACAGAAAAUGUGUAUCGAACUCAAAAUGAAGCUAAAUAAGUGACCAUUGUGUUAAAAACAACGAACGCAAGAAAUGAAAAUUAGCAGUUUCAGCAACAUUUAUUGAAAUGUAUACCUGUAUAAAGCCAAACAACAGCGUUUGAUUAUUAAAGGAAACUUUUUAUACAAAGUCUGCUUUGAAAAAUAUCAAAAGCGUAACGAAAAUUUCUAUAUUAAGCUGAUAUUUUUCUAAUACAAAAGACUGCAAUACAGAAUGGUUGUUGGUUCACAUCACAGCCGCCGUGGUGAAACUGCUAGUAAAUACGGAAAUUCUUCAGCGGCUGCCACUGCCACAGGCACUACUACCAAUAAUUCCUCAUUGAGUAGUGUCACUGCCGCCGCCGCCGCCAAACAAACACACUCAAUGUCUUCAAAUGGUCAUUAUAGUUCUCAUAAUGGCGGUUCAAAUAAUAACAACGGUUAUCUCCUGCCUCUCAGUGGUAUUAAUGGUACCACUAAUAGCAUUGUAUCCCGACUUUCACAAUCGACCGGCAUGACGCCAAAGGAAUUAUCGGAAAACGAUGAUUUAGCCACUUCAUUAAUUUUAGAUCCUCAUCUGGGAUUUCAAACGCACAAAAUGAAUAUUCGUUUUCGUCCUCUGAAAGUGGAUACAGCUCAACUUAAAGCCAUUGUUGAUGAAUUUAUACAAACACAAAAUUAUGAGGUGGCGGUUAAGAAAAUUUUCAGUGGACCUUGGUUGCCCCGAAGUUACCGAAAUAAAAACAAAAUGUCUAUAAAAAGACUGCAUGAUCAUAUAAUACGUUAUUUAAGAGUUUUCGAUAAGGAUAGUGGCUUUGUUAUAGAAGCCUGUUAUCGUUAUUCGUUGGAGGGUCAGAAAGGAGCCAAAAUAUGUGCCACAAAACGUUGGCAAAAGAACGAUAAAAUCGAAUGUUUAGUGGGAUGUAUAGCAGAACUUAGUGAAGCCGAGGAAGCGGCACUUUUGCACUCGGGCAAAAAUGAUUUCUCCGUCAUGUAUAGCUGUCGUAAAAAUUGCGCCCAACUGUGGUUGGGACCAGCAGCCUAUAUAAAUCACGAUUGUAGAGCUAAUUGUAAAUUCGUAGCUACUGGUAGAGAUACAGCCUGCGUUAAAGUAUUACGAGAUAUUGAGAUUGGUGAGGAAAUUACAUGUUUCUAUGGUGAGGAUUUUUUCGGUGAUGGCAAUUGCUAUUGCGAAUGUGAGACCUGUGAACGUAGGGGUACUGGAGCUUUUGCUGGUAAGAAUGGCAAUGGCCAGUAUGGUUCAGAACAUGCUCUUACAUUGGGUCUUAAUGGAGCAUGUGUUGUGGGUGAUACGAAUGCUGUUAGUGGUGGCUAUCGAUUGAGAGAAACCGAUAAUCGUAUUAAUCGCAUUAAAAGUCGUGCAAAUUCAACCAAUUCCACAAAUACCGAUCUCACAAAUGGAGCUUUAAGUGAUAACUCUUCAGGGAAUAUAAACAACAAUAAUAACACUACUGCAAGUCUCAACAAUAACAACAACAAUAAUAAUAUUAACAAAACAAAAAUAGACGCUGGUUCGCCUGAAAGUGUUAAAAAACCUGCUGCUGUAGUAGUGACUCCAUUAACAAUGCAAGAAUUGCGCCAAAAAGGCAUGACAAAAUACGAUGCCGAAAUGAUUAUGGCCAAUACUAGGCAACAUACACCACACACACAUCAUUUACACAACCAACAACAACAGCAACAACAUCAUACAAAUCAAACAGAAAAUCAUGAAACUCUUUUAGGACAAAGUAAAGUAGGAGAAAAUGCUCCUCGUAGUUAUCGGGAAUCACUUAGAAAAUCUUCUCGUGUUAAUAGUACAAGUAGCACCAUCUCUUCUGGUUCCACAGAGGAUUUUGCUAGCUUAGCAAAUGUUAAUACACGAGGAUCAUCAAAUAAAGUCACUACAGCAGAUGAGCCAAAAACAGGAGCUGCCACAACAACCAAUACAAACAGCUUAGCAACAACUAGAAGAAAUUUACGAAAAGGCGGUAGCGGUACCAUAAUGCAUCAUACAAAAACAACACGUUCUAAUGCAGGAGUAACAACACGACAUACACGGUCAACGGCAGCAGCCGCUAUGGGUUUAAAAUGUGAAAAUCUCUUAAAUAAUCAACAGGCAGAAGAUAAUGUUAUAACUUUGGUGUCAGAAUCUGAACAAGAACAAACUGAUGUAGAGUCCAAUCAUACGACAGCGAUGAAAACCACAAACCAGCAGAAUGAUCAUUUGCAUUCCGAUGAAAACGAUCCAAGUAAACAACAGCAACCAGAAAAGCGUUUGACCCGUAAUGGUGCCAUUACAACAAAAACAAGAGUGUUGAGACAUCAUCAAACUUCAUCAACAUCUUCAGUAAUAACAGCAGCCACUUUAGUUACAGAAACAUCAACACCAGCAACAGUGGAUGAACAUGCUCAUCAAUCAUCAGUUGUAAAUUGUAAACAUACAAAACCUUUAACAAAUUUUAAUAUUAAGAAUACAAAUAAUGGUCAACAGUCUCCACUACAACAAGAACAUCAUCAUCAUCAACAUCAUCAUCAUCAUCAUAUUCAUAACCAACCUGCGAAACGCAGUGAAACUGCAGCAGCAAACUUAUCAAACACAACAACAGCAAAUAACUCCGCAAACUUUGAUAACAUUAGUACAAAGGGUGAGAACAGGACUAGCUGUAGUAGUAGCAGUAGUUGUAGUAGUAAAAGCAACGUUAAUGCAACAAGUAUUGGCCCAGAACAGAAGAACAUUGGGGAUAAUCAAGAACAGUCCUUGGGUAUAUUAGAAAAAAGCCAUAGUAGUAAUAAAUUGAAUAAUAGUAGUAGCCCUAGUUAUAAAAAGAAUUUGAUAGAAUCAUUUGAAGAAGUUGCCAAAGGCAAUAAUCUUAGUGUUAGUAAUAUUAAUUGUAGCAGUAAGAAUAUUAAUACUAGUAUACAUGAAGAUUCUAAUAAUCUUACUGAAGAACCGCCUCCUCCUUCUCUUUUGCAACAACAACAACAACGUUUGAGACGCACCGGGGCAGGACGUCGCACUAGUUAUUCCCAUGAACCUGUGAUAACAGACAAUUCAGCAACAGCAGCAACUUCUGUUGGUGCUGGUAUUAAUUUGCGUAAACGUCAUCAUACAAAUAGUGAUGGGUCUAGCAGUACCACAUCAAAUAGCACUGCUAGCACAUUUUGUAUGAAUAGCGCUAUAAAUUCUGGUUCAACCCCUAUACCCGCCGUCGAACCCUUAUUGAAAACACCCGAAAGAAGGCUUAAGCUAACACUGCGCAUGAAAAGAUCACCUAUUUUGGAUGAGGUCAUAGAAUCGGGUACCAGUUUGAGUGAUGAAAGUAGUAGUGUUACAGGCGGCUCGACUUGUAGUCGUUCAUCUUCUCAUUCCGAACCCGUAGAAUAUGAAAUACUACGCAUGGAAGGUAUAACGGAGAAUGGUUUAGACUACGAGGAAGAAAUGCCUCAUAAAAGGAAAAAACGUCAUAAAUCAAAAGAACGUCACCAUCAUCAUCACCACCAUCAUCGUAGGCACCACAGACGUAAUCUCUCCUCUAUAGAAGAGCUGGAACAGCAAAUUGAUAGUGAAUUAUUAGAUGCCAAAGAAACGACACCUCCACCGCCGCCACCCCCAACGUCUCAGACGUUGACGCCUCAAAAGAAACGUUUACGUUUGAUAUUUGGUAAUGAAACCCAUACCAUUGACAUUCCACCAACAACCACAAACGCCAACAAUGAAAGUAGUCUUAUAGAUGAUUCUCUUAAUGAAUCAACUGCUUCUUCUACUUUAGAUACAUCCAUAAAUACUUCAAACCCUAAUAUUUCGGCAACAACGGUGUCAUCUUCAUCAUCCAACUCAAUGGUAAAUAUUUCUUUAACCUCUUCCACAGAAGCAGCAGCCUCCGCUUCGCCACCUCUAACAUCUUCAGCCUCAAAUUCCUCUUUUGCUUCGGCUUGUAGUGCCGCCUCACAAGUUGUUGCUUUUAACUUAGAAGAACCUUUAAGAGAACCUCUCAACUUAUCCAUGCAUAGCCAAAAACUAAUGGGCAACACAUUUCACAAUCAUAACGCAAAAUUUCCUGCAACAUCUCCUUCAGCUGUUGCGGCCACUACUACUCUAAUGCACAACAAUUUAAAUUCUACUACGGCUGCUAGUUUAGCUUCAGCCACCACUGCAGCCACCUCAAUAUUCUUAUCGCAGGCUAUACCGAAACAUACUUUUGGCUCUUGUGCUUUAAUUGCACCCUCAUUUGCUCGUAAUUUAGUAAAUAAUACCGUAGUUUCGGUAGUCAAUACGUCACCACUGCGUUUGCUUAAUAAUACUGUUGCUGCAUCGGCUACUACAGCUGCUAGCUUCAAUUCAAACUCUCCCCAUGCUGCCUCAUCAUUACCAAUAAGCCUCACCGCUACUCUUACCACCACAAAUACCAAUACAAAUACUGCGACUACGAAAAAAAGUACUGAUCUCAUAACGCAUUGACACCCCGCAUUGGCGCACACAAAUUGUUGUACAUCUUUAUUUACAUAAUGUUGUGUAUGUAAAUUGUCGUAUAGUUAGCACUCUAAACUAUUCGGUCCAUUUUUCAAAAGUUUAUUUCGAUUUUCUUUUUUUUUUGCUCUUUGAAAUUAUAAACACAAAAUUAAAAAAAAAAAGUAGGAACACACA
This is a messenger RNA of Lucilia cuprina (Australian sheep blowfly), 5136 nucleotides long. It is a transcript of the gene Hmt4-20, whose product is annotated as histone-lysine N-methyltransferase Suv4-20. Bases 727 to 4950 code for a protein of 1407 amino acids. The transcript is spliced from 3 exons. Gene Ontology annotation, cellular component: nucleus. Gene Ontology annotation, molecular function: histone H4K20 methyltransferase activity; protein binding. NCBI's taxonomy places the organism in Eukaryota, Metazoa, Arthropoda, Insecta, Diptera, Calliphoridae. The record is from RefSeq and is a predicted model, not a curated record.